AAGUUGAAAUUUGAAAGGAAACUGUUUCCAGGUUCGACCAAAAAUCAUUGCACAGGAAGAAGAAUGAUCAGAACCCAUUCCCCUUUGCUUUCUUUGCAUUCAUCUUCUUCAUCUUCUUUCCUCAAACCCCCAAACUUUCCUCCUAAACCUCUCCUCUGUCAGCUCCCCAAUACCCUAAUCUCCUCCAAAGCUCCUCCUCCUCGCAUGGAAGCUCCCGUUUCCAAUCGAGCCGCCAAUCGCUUCUCCAGUCUCUCUGCUUCCUCAACCCGUCGCGGAAAUGGCUCCGUAGAUUCUACCUUUCAGGGAAGUGAGUCCUUCUUCAGGCGCGUUUUGGGUAGAAUGGAAGAAGUUUAUCUGAACAGAAACCCUACUGCUAAGGCCAUCCUGGAGCUCGUCCGAGCCGUCGUUGGAGGUCAGAUUUGCUAUGACCAUUUUGCAUUCAGGACUUUCGGGGUAAAUGGGCAUGGAAUUGAUUCCGUGGCUAAAUUCUUCUUGGACUUCGGUUACGUGAGACGGGAAGAGCUGAGGUUCCCUGCAAAGAAGUUGAAAGCUUUUUGGUUCUCCCCACCUAAGUCAUUGCAGUUCGAGAGCGGAACUUGUGUUGGUGGGCCCUUGCCAAGAAUUUUCAUAUCAGAACUCCUCGUUGAUCAAAUGAGUCCUGAAACCCAGAUAAGUGAUCCGAGAGAACCCAAAGUGGUGAAAAAAUCUUUAGCCAUGCCUAAAAGGGAAAAAAUGAAACCCCAUUUAAGAACCUAUGCAAUUGGCCUUCUUUUGUUUCAUGAUUCUAGUGAAAGUGAAUAUGCUGCAUGGACGCUUGUUAAUGGCUAUGCCUUGAACCACGUGACUAUAUCUACGCAUCGCUUGAAGUCAAACUUGAGAAGUAUUGAAAAUUUCAAUCGGUUCAUCGAGGAGAAUGGUUUCAAGCUCAACUCAAAAGGAGGUACUUUGAAAGUGAGCCCUGAUGGCCUUCUGCUGCAAAGCUCAACGGUGGCUGAUUCAGCACCUUUCCAAUUCUCGGAUGGGAAAACGGAAUCAGUCCCUUGUUCGUACAUUGAAUUUGCUGAGCGUCUCGUCUUGCCAGAGUUUAAAGAUUUGCCUGAGAAUGAUGUGAAGGAAUUUCACCGGCGAGAUGGCUUCGAGGUCGGAAAUGCAGACAUGAUCUUCGAGAGCACAUCCAAGGAUCAACUUACCAGGCUUUGAUCAUUACUAAUAAUUGUUGGAAUUUGUGUGUUCUGUGUUCUUGCAGCAGCAAGAUGCUCCUGAAAAACGAAACCUCAUACUCCGUAUAUAUUUAUAAAUCAUGUAACACAAAUAAUCCGUAUCGCAGAAAAUCUUUACACAAUGUUUGGUUCAAAAAAUUUGAAUAGAAAAAAAGAAAAUGAACUAGAAAGGAAGAAAAUAGUUUUCUUUAU
Messenger RNA from Cuscuta campestris, 1412 nucleotides. NCBI's taxonomy places the organism in Eukaryota, Viridiplantae, Streptophyta, Magnoliopsida, Solanales, Convolvulaceae. The record is from the annotation of a GenBank genome assembly.